AUGGCUUCAACACCUAUGGACCUCGACCAUCGCGAAUCGACUCCAGCUAAUAACGGAACCUCUCUCAACAUCACCCGCUCACUGGCAGGCAACAACACUACACAACUGAGUGAGACUAUCUCAACAUUUCGCCCGACAAAACUGUUCAAGAGAGACGACAUCAAGGAUGGCCGCCCGCAGCCCCACGUACUGUCCCUCGACUUUGACGACCCGGGCGAGCUUCUCAUGACCUCCGAAAGCGACGAGACCAUUCAAAUCUACAACGUCAAGGAAGGCCGGCAUGACAAGAGUCUACUUAGUAAGAAGUAUGGCGUUAAGUUGGCCCGGUUUACACAUACUAGCUCUAGCAUCAUUUACGCAAGUACGAAACAGAACGACCAGAUUCGAUACCUGGCGACGCACGACAACUCCUUCAUCCGAUACUUCGAGGGCCACGAGAAGAGCGUCACAGAUAUUGCUAUCCAUCCAGGAGCGGAUAACUUCAUCUCCUGCAGUCAGGACAAUACUGUGCGUCUCUGGAACAUCUCGACAAAGCAAUGGUGCGGUCAGCUGAUCAUCAACUCACCGUACCUCGCUGCAUACGAUCCUUCCGGUCAAAUCUUUGCAGUUGCUUCUCCUAGCAGCGGCAGCGUUUUGCUGUAUGACUGCCGCAACUACGAUAAGGCGCCAUUCGCGACAUUCGAUAUCGUGGAGGUCGGACGGCACGUGGACCCCCAGUUCGUCGUCAGGGGCUGGACGAAAUUGGAGUUCUCAAACGAUGGGAAGCAUAUUCUUGUCGGUACACGCGGCAACGGCCACUUCCUGUUGGACGCCUUUGACGGAAGUUUGAAGGCGUACCUGCGCAAGCCCGAGGGUGGGACUCGGCGCUUGGCUACGGGCGAGACGGCUACGAUCAACGGGGCGCCGAGAAUAGAGCAGCCGACGGUGGAGAGCAGCGGAGAUUGCUGCUUCUCCGUAGACGGCCGCUACGUCCUAAGCGGUUCCAAGAAGGACGUGCUGGUCUGGGACAUUCUGACGCCCCCGCAGAACGACACAAAAACUCUCAACCCGACCUGGACAUUGGAGGACAAGCGGGAGGCCGCCGUAUUGGCCUUCAAUCCGCGCUUCAAUUUCUUCGCCACUGCCGACCAGGAAGUCCUGUUCUGGGUGCCUGAUCCUCUUGCUUGA
This is a messenger RNA of Colletotrichum higginsianum IMI 349063, 1167 nucleotides long. Its product is annotated as WD repeat domain-containing protein. Bases 1 to 1167 code for a protein of 388 amino acids. Lineage: Eukaryota; Fungi; Ascomycota; Sordariomycetes; Glomerellales; Glomerellaceae. The transcript has 3 exons. Gene Ontology annotation, cellular component: Set1C/COMPASS complex. The record is from RefSeq and is a predicted model, not a curated record. Gene Ontology annotation, molecular function: chromatin binding; protein binding.